Exophiala xenobiotica is the source of this 2681-nucleotide messenger RNA. RefSeq lists its product as uncharacterized. Gene Ontology annotation, biological process: positive regulation of transcription by RNA polymerase II. The record is from RefSeq and is a predicted model, not a curated record. Gene Ontology annotation, molecular function: zinc ion binding; DNA-binding transcription factor activity, RNA polymerase II-specific; sequence-specific DNA binding. The transcript has a single exon. NCBI's taxonomy places the organism in Eukaryota, Fungi, Ascomycota, Eurotiomycetes, Chaetothyriales, Herpotrichiellaceae. Gene Ontology annotation, cellular component: nucleus. Bases 398 to 1999 code for a protein of 533 amino acids.
CUUGCACGUCGGUGAUUCAAAACAAGGUUGACAGUGAGGAUGGCUUGUAUGAAACGCGGCUCAGUAUUGCCGUGUAAACAGCCCCCAAAUUCCUGGAUUCCAUGUUCAUUCUUUCAGACAAGUCCCCAUCUGUCCGUCAAAUGCCUUGGUAGUAACUUUCAGAUAUGCAGUGGGUGCCAUGACCGACGUCCAGUCCAAUCGGCAUCUUGACAGGUUUCACGCGUCGAAUGGACUGCCCGGCACUCUUCGCGACGAACGAUGCUCAUGCUGAUCAGCAACGAGCGGUACAAGAGCCGUCGAACCUCUCUUAUCAAAGGGGGUUUUGCGGAGAGAAGGCAUAACCACGCACUUUCCUUCUGAUGAGUUCAGCAUCAUCGUAUGAGACCCUGCUGCGACCAUGUUUUCUUCCACUUCGUCGCUCUCCCAAGAGGCUUCACAGAACUCAGCAUUCAACAAAAGGCUCCGUCAAGCCUGUGAUGCUUGCCACGGAGCGAAAACCAAAUGCUGUGGCAGCAGUCCAUGCACAAGGUGUCAACGCUCGGGAAGCACCUGCGUGUAUAGUCAAUCAAACCGAGCAGGACGACCAAAAGGGACCAGGAACAAGAAAAGCUGCGACAACACCAAAUCCGACCACAGUCGUGGCGAUUCCUUGGAAUCAUCGCAGCCGUCAUUGAGCACCAAUAACAACAAUGUCAAUCACAGCAGCAACUACUCCGACCCUAGAAGUAUUUCACUACCACAAGGUCAACACAAUGGAGGAGCCUUCCGGCUCCCUGAAAUGUCAUCUUCAUCACUAUCAUCUUUCGCAUCAGGCCUCUCUUCCCCUUCAACGCCGCACUUAGACCUUCACGGCCGACCUCAGAAAUGUGUGACCGGCGUGCCAUUCGACUUCAAUCCGCAUCACGAUUUCUCAACAUACGCCAGCAACUUCCAGGAUCCGGCGCUUGUUUAUCAACACAGUUUUCCCUUCCCGAUGAUGACCACCGACAUGAGCGUGGAUCCCAUGGAUAUCUGUUCGGGCUUCAGCCUCGAUACUAGCUCCGGGGAUUUGCAUUCAGCCUGCAGCAUGCCAAUGUUUCACGACGCAUUCCCUCAUGCCUCCAACGAUUUCGACUUUUCUGCAGUGUCGCCCUCCCAGAUAUUAAGAGAUUCCAUUUUACAGUCGAUUGAGCAAGACGGCAUUAAUUUUACGAUUCCGCAUGGCAUGAGCUCUGAGCCGCUGUCCAAGACCACUACCAACAGCAACAGUACCGAGUCUAAGUGUUCCACCAAUAGCAACAGCACCGAUGGGAGUCCUACAAUGCUACAAACAUGGCCGUCGAAUGAUUCUAUGGCUUUGACUGCCCCGGACAUUGACCGCUUGGGAAUAGCAUUCUCACCGCUCUUGAUUCCCAACAGUAAUGUGUCGCUCGACGAGCUGAAAUGCCAGUGCCUCCAUCGUCACGCGAAACUGCUAGCUCAUUUGCAAGAGCUGUUAAAAGGGGUAACAGAAUUGUCGGCGGAUGUGGUCCUGAACGGCGUUGAGCAGGGUUUGAGGUCUUGGGACACAUAUCUACAGUGUCGGAUUUGCCAGCAAGACCAGCACCGGGAAGUGCUACUUCUCUCUGCCAUGAGCAUUCGAGCAGUGACGCGUCUUUUGCAGGGUGCCUCACGACAUAUGUUCUCGCAAUCAGGUGCAGGGGACUGGGUGACUGGCCGCACCAGCAACACGCAACAUGGAGAAUCUCAACCCCAGCAAAGGGACACGAAAUUCACCCUGGGCAGCUACGAGAUCAAGGGCGAGGAGAGCCUGCUCGUGCUCGGGGUGGUAUUUUCUCGGAUCCUGGCUAAGAUCCAGAUUGUGCUGGCAUCUCUGAAGAAGUCCCUACCACGCGUGGGCCCUUCCGACGCCGAUGGCCGGGACAACGACACCUACACAUGCUAUCUACACAAGCUGCUAGAGGGACUAGAAGCGAGUGUGCAUGUUCUUUCUGCGAAUUUGAUGGAAUGGCGUCUUUGAUUUCUGCGAAUAGACCUUGUCGACAGCACAGGCGUUACAGGGAUCAGCCAAUUAACGCGAUACACUAGGGAAUAUCAUUUUCAUCUCUGUUUGGCUUUCCCUGUCGACUCUUACCAUCGCUUGUUUCUUGCUUCUGGGAACCACUUAGUAUGCAGGGAAAGCUUGAAAGCGCCACAUGGUGCGAGACGAUCGUCCACAAAGCGGGAUGGCUGGAGGAAAACACUGGGGCGAUUUCCUCAAUGGCUAUGGAGGACACCCGUUCGUCCAAGCCGUUGAUGUUGGCGGCGAAAUCCUCUAUUUGUUCGCCGAUGCUCCUCCUCGGGCCGCUCAGCCAUCCGCUCUUACUGUGCAACCAAAGGGUCGCUGAGGCGCACAUGAUGGCGUUCUGACAGCUCAUCAUUAUCAUACGAAUACGCCACCUUGCAAACAUACGCGAGACGAAGACUUGGCGACUGAAGAGGUUAGGAUGCAAGUUCGCCGUUGGUAGACGAAACAACGAAUCAAGCAGUUGCAGGGCCGUCCCUCUUGGCAUGCUUAGCAGAACCAAGUUGGAUAUCGCAGUUUGGACACGUUCUCGUUUCGAGCGGUUGAGGAGGCCUGGCCAACAGCCGAUGCAGCAUACUAAGGUACAGGCGGUUCGUGUGGCUUGCAUGGCGCAUGAUCGACAUGCACUAUACUUCCU